AUGUCUCCGACUGCGACCUUUCCUACCUCACACGAUGUACCAAUCAAUGGUUCCAUAUCUUUUGAAAAUUCAAUACAGAAGAGUUUCGCUAUCUCGGACUUGAUAAAGGCUAGAGAUGGAAGAUCGACGUAUCCAUUGCGACUAUGGGACUGUUCGAACGAAGAAGUCAAAGACAUGAACACCUACCUCCUUGAAAGCAAUGGUCAGAUGCCGUCCUACUGGGUGGUCUCCCAAGUCUGGGGGAUAACCACAGAGCAUCUCUCCCUCGCCGGCGUUUCAUGGGUUGUUCCUGUUACCAACCUAAACAAAUGGAACGCUAUAACUAACUUCUGCAAAGACAACAAUAUCAAGUGGCUGUGGAUGGACAUCCUGUGCAUAGACCAGACCCCAGAUAGCGAAGACGCACAGGCUGAGAAGGCUCGUGAGAUCCCCAACAUGACUCACUACUACCAGAACGCGGUUGCGUGCCUUGUCGUCCCCGUAGACUUCGACGCCUUUUCCAAAUCAUAUCUUCCCGUGAUCCAAAUCUACGACACCGUUAUCAAAGAUGGACUCACCGAGACCGAGGAGGCAAAAAGACGACUGUGGCAGACGAUCCCUUUCCUCGCGGAUAUUGCAAAUAACGAGUGGUUCAAAAGGACCUGGACAUACCAGGAGCUCAUGCUGUCGAGGAGGCUCGUUCUCCCGAACGGCCAGGACCUGCGAGUCGACAAACUUUACACGAUCCUCAGGUGGUACCAGUGGGCACUCCAGACGAAACACCUUACCAGGCCGGAGGGGUGCCCAGCAUACCCAGAUAUCCAUACGCAUGAGGAGCUCGUCAUGACAGGUUACUGGUUUCGUCACGACGAAUCAUGGAACCUUAAAGAGGACCUCCUUCAAAACGGGCACAUCGAUAUCAUGCCUUUGGUUGUGUACAACACGGACAAAGCUUCUACGUUUGAUGUGGAUCGUCUGCUGGGUCUGUAUGGGAUGCUGAGCGACGACGACAAGGUGCCAAUUGACCCUCGUACCCUCGGGAAUGGAGGGGGACGAUCGGCAUUAGAACAACUUUGGAAGCAGAUUAUCACCAAGGCAGUCACGUCGGGUAGAUUGUGGCCACUCCUCAAUGAUGCUAUGGCUGCCAACGGAGAACCAGGGGUACAAUGGAUGCCGGUGAUAACGGGCGCCGAGCACUGGUACGGCAUGUCGUCGGGACUCCAUAAAGAAACGCUUUCGCAGCCACAUCGCAAUAAUCGUCGUAUACUGCUGACCGCACAAGGACUUGAGAUAGCAGCAAGAGUCGUCGGAAGAAUCGUCGGCUACAGCGAAGCGAUAGGAGCAGGAAGCGGAGAGCUGGGCAAGAUGCUCCUGAUCUUAUGGACAGCCGCCGCUAAAGGAUGCGAUAUCGGUCCGGCGGAGAAGACACUGAUGAACACGAUUGCGAACGCUCAUGUCCGUCCACAUAGUCCGACAAAUAACGAGCUUGUCCAUCAAGAUCAAGCGGCGAUGAAAGCAGCGCUGAGUGGAGACAGUAUACAUGAAUGCGCCCGGAUAGUGGAUGGCUAUAGAUUGAACCAUCUGCUGGUCAAUGGCGGGCAGGGCGCCGACGGGCUCUCAAGGUGGAAUCGCAGAAUAAUUGCCAUCCUUCCUCAAGGACAUGACACGCCCAAGGUCUUUCUGCCGUGGAUCCAGCAUUGCAGGGAUCCUACGUCAAACAGUUGGGUUUUGGAUGUCACUUCGGAUCACCCGGAUAGCGUUUUGCGAUGGGUAGUAGCCAACGAAGUUGAACCACAGGUUUAUCGGAAGAUAGGCACCGUAGAAGCUACACGGACAAUCAGCGUCGCUGACGAACCUGUAUGGAUCACGUUUAGUUGA
Molecule: messenger RNA, 1857 nt
Organism: Coniophora puteana RWD-64-598 SS2
Lineage: Eukaryota; Fungi; Basidiomycota; Agaricomycetes; Boletales; Coniophoraceae
Exons: 2
Coding region: 1-1857 (618 amino acids)
Source: RefSeq, a predicted model, not a curated record